Molecule: messenger RNA, 825 nt
Organism: Sorghum bicolor (sorghum)
Lineage: Eukaryota; Viridiplantae; Streptophyta; Magnoliopsida; Poales; Poaceae
Product: putative disease resistance protein At1g50180
Exons: 1
Coding region: 1-825 (274 amino acids)
Molecular function (GO): ADP binding
Source: RefSeq, a predicted model, not a curated record
AUGGCUGAAAUUAUCACGUGCGCCGCCACGGGCGUGAUGGGCUCCGUCAUCGGCAAGCUGACUGCCUUGCUUGGCGAGAAGUACCAGCUCGCCAGAGACGUCAAGCUCGGCAUCCGCACCCUGCAAGACGAGCUGAGCACCAUGGAUGCCUUCCUGCGGACUCUCGCGGACAAGGACGACGACCACAUCAAUCCACUCACCAAAGACUGUAGGAGCAAGGCGCGUGAGCUGUCCUACGACAUUGAGGAUUGCAUCGACCGUUUCAUGCUCAAUCACGGCCAUGGAGAUGGAGAUUCCACGGCCCACUUUGUGCACAAGGCCAUUCAGAUGGUGAAGAGAUUGUUCAAGGACAGAGGAAUAGCAGAGGAGAUCCGAGAAUUCAAGAGGCUCGUGGUCGAGCAAAGCGAGCGGGGGAGACGUUACUACGACAUCAAUCAGUGUAUCCCUGUCUCACCUCGGGCAGUGUUGCUGGAUCCUCGAGCACCUGCACUAUUUCAGGAGGCGAGGGAUCUUGUGGGAAUUGAUGCUCCUCGUGAGGAGGUCAUCCAAUUAUUGAAAUGUGAAGAAAAGCAGGACAAAGUGGUGUCCAUAUAUGGGAUUGGUGGACAGGGGAAAACCACUCUUGCCAUGGAGGUGUACCACAAAACCAUUGAAGCAUUUGAUUGCCGGGCUUUUGUGACUGUAUCACAAACUCCGGAUAUGAAGACGCUUCUUAGGGACAUAUUGUCCCAAAUAAGUAAGACUGAUUUUGACCAGUCGGACAGAUUGGAGACAGAUCCGCAGUUCAUACGUUCAGUGAGACAAUGCUUAAAGGACAAGAGGUAA